ACAAAAUUCCUUGCUUUACGCACUCUCUCUCUCUCUUCUUCUCAUUCCAUAUAUGUGACUUGCUUUGUUUCUUUUCUAUAUAUAAAUAAAAGUCUUAUUAGGGGAAUUGUUGGAUUGAAAGAAGGGAGGAUGGCGAAUAUAGGGAUAAUGGAUAGUGCAUAUUUUGUUGGGAGGAAUGAAUUGUUGUCUUGGAUCAAUGCCAGGCUUCACCUUAAUCUCACUCGCAUUGAAGAGGCUGCAUCUGGGGCUGUGCAGUGUCAAAUGAUGGACAUGACCUAUCCUGGAGCUGUUCCAAUGCAUAAGGUCAACUUUGAUGCAAAGACUGAAUAUGACAUGAUCCAGAAUUACAAAGUGUUGCAAGAUGUUUUCAACAAGCUCAAAAUUGACAAGCAUAUUGAAGUUAACAGGCUUGUUAAGGGCCGUCCUUUGGAUAACUUGGAGUUUCUGCAGUGGCUGAAACGUUACUGCGAGUCUGUAAAUGGUGGCAUUAUGAAUGAGAAUUAUAAUGCUCUGGAACGCAGAAGCAAGGGUGGGAAGGAACGAAAUGUGAAGGGUUCUCAGAGAUAUGCAAAGUCACUGCAAACAAACAACUGUCAUAACCCUGGAUUAGGGGAAGGCAUUACUAAGAUUACAGGAAUAAAACAAGGAAGGUCAAGUCCAGUAAUGGGUGGGGUUAAUUCUUCAGCAGAGAUUCAAGCUUUGUCAAAGGAGGCAUUAUUAAGCUUGAUUGAAGCCAGCUUAAAUUCAAUCACAGUACAUGCUUCUGGAUGGUCAAAGAUACUCCUAUUUAAAAGGAUCUUGCAGAACUGUUCUGAACUACAUCCGAAGCUAAGGAUAUGGUUUGCUUAAGUAUUAGGGGAUCAUGUCUGCUGCUGUUGGUUUUACUUUUUUUCUUUCUUUCUUUUUGACAUUAGGUUCGGUGUUUGUCAAAAGUCUGUUAUGUUUGGUUUAGAGAUUAUAUGACAGUGUAAGGAUAUGUCAAGAUUUAAAGAAUUCCCAGUUUAAUAGAAUCUCUAAUUUGUCCUAAAAGAUAAGUAAUUGAGUAGUGGAAAGAAACAACCCGAAAUGGAGUGGAAUGGAUAUUGCUGAUUCUCAACCAAUCCCAACUAUACCAGGAUUGUGGUAUUGUCACGACCCAAUUUCCCCUCCGUAUGACGUCGUGACGGCACCUAGUCUCUACGACUAGGUAAGCCUAACAUUUGCGGAAUAAUGAAAUGAAAACAUAAAUUUAACAACUAACUGUAGCAGUAACAACAUAACUGGGUACCAUGUCGCCUGGCAUGUAUAAUAACCAACUAUUCAAAAUACACAUAAAUCCCAAAACCCAAAACAUCGUGAAUUACAAACUACAGAAGGAAAGUCUAGUGUCUCUAUACAUCAGAGUCUAACAAAGGAAAAAUACAGAAGAUAAUGGACAUG
Nicotiana tabacum (common tobacco) is the source of this 1419-nucleotide messenger RNA. RefSeq names its product microtubule-associated protein RP/EB family member 1B. The record is from RefSeq and is a predicted model, not a curated record. Gene Ontology annotation, molecular function: microtubule binding. NCBI's taxonomy places the organism in Eukaryota, Viridiplantae, Streptophyta, Magnoliopsida, Solanales, Solanaceae.